Hylaeus volcanicus is the source of this 3618-nucleotide messenger RNA. Its product is annotated as fibrillin-1-like. The record is from RefSeq and is a predicted model, not a curated record. NCBI's taxonomy places the organism in Eukaryota, Metazoa, Arthropoda, Insecta, Hymenoptera, Colletidae. Gene Ontology annotation, molecular function: calcium ion binding. The transcript has 10 exons. Bases 62 to 2809 code for a protein of 915 amino acids.
CGACUUGACCAAGUCGACACGUUUUCAUCGAAUUCAAGAGAGUCGGACUAUUUUUUUUUAGAUGAAGAUACUUUUUCAUUUUAUUUUUCUACUAAGUUUGGAUGUAUUUCCAUGUGAAGUGUCUUUAUCUCUUGAUAAAUUUUUAGCAGCUGCGGAAAUCGCAAAUGGUGUUGGAACGGUGAUUCAAUCAGCACGAUCGUAUCGUAAUUCCAGAAACCCAGUAGCUUAUAUGCCGUAUGAAAUAAAACCACAAAGCUCUGAAAAAAAUGAGCCAGUAUCCUAUUCAUUACACGAUGUCGUAGGAAAAAUUGCGGAUUGUGACCCGCAUGUUCACGGAACUUGUUGCUUAUUUCCAACUAUAUGCGUCAGUAACGCAGUCUGUUCAGCUAAACGCCCUUCAAUGUCGUUGGACUCAAUAGUUACAGCGGUACCGAAAUGCUCCUGUCUUCCUGGUUAUAUUGGUGAUGGCCGUACACGGGGCACUGGUUGCUCAAAUAUAAAUGAGUGCGAGACCGGAGAAGCACUUUGUGAACAUUUGUGCAACGAUUCGAUCCCUGGGUAUACGUGUAGCUGUUAUAAAGGAUACCGUCUUGGAAAGGAUAAUUACUCAUGCUUAGAUGUGGAUGAGUGUUUAGAGAAAAGUCACAAGUGUUCUCAUAUUUGUUUGAACACACAAGGAUCGUAUGAGUGUGAGUGCCCUCAAGGACACGAGCUUUCAACUGAUGGUUUUACUUGCGAACCAAUCAAUGAGUGUCUUCUUAUGAAAGAAAUCAUGGCGUAUCAACUGGAAUUUUCAAAGCAAAACUCGACUGCUCGCUUAAGUUCUCGAGCUCAAAAGGCGUUACCGACUCUUGAAGUUUGUGAGUACCCUGAGCUGUGUGUCGAUGUCGAGGAAGGUUAUUAUUGCGGGUGUCCUCUCGGUUAUGAAAACGAUAAACACAACCUAGCACACUGCAUUGAUAUAAAUGAAUGUGAAGAAGGACUGCAUGUAGUUUCAUUGACAUCUACAGGACAAGAAAGAAUCUCGAAAACUAUAGCUUGUGAUUCAAAAAUUGAGGGUGUUCAAUCCAAGAAUUGUCGUAACGUUAUAGGAGGGUACAUUUGUGUUUGUUUGAAAGGCUUUACGUUAGAGAAUGAAAUUAUUCCGAGCGAAGAGCUUUUUUAUAGAACAACAGCGUCCAUUAAAAUUUUUGGAGCGUUAGCUCAUAAUGCAUUUUAUGAACGGUGGCAAAAUUUAAUGCAGCAACUUACGUGUAAAGAUAUUAAUGAGUGCGAAGAACAAGAUAUAUGUGUUCCAGUGCAUCAUAAAAACAACAAAAAAUUGGUAGAGCCUGGCUUCGUAAAUGGAAUCAUACCUUUAGGAAGCUUUUCAAACUCUCACUAUGAAGCUUUAUCAGAAAGUCCUUCAUGUAAAAACACAAUUGGGUCGUAUAUAUGUGCUUGUCUAGAGGGUUACGAAUUUUUGAAAGAAAUAGGACUAUGCCGUGAUGUCAAUGAAUGUCAGAUCUCAAAUGGUGACGUAUGCAACAAAAGCUCUGGAGAGUCUUGUAUUAAUUUACCAGGAAGUUAUGCUUGUAGAUGUGGCCCAGGCUAUAAAGAGAAAAGCACCCACGAGGCAUCUUCCUUGUUGUCACAUGCCGUCGGCAUAGGCCAUAUUGUAGCGCAAUGCAUUGAUAUUGAUGAGUGUGCUGAAGGAAUCAGCCAGUGUCAAUAUGGUUGUGAAAACACAGUAGGAUCAUAUAAAUGUACAUGCCCGAAUGGAUAUUUGACGGAUCCAGAUGAUCCUACUAAGUGCAAAGAUAUUGAUGAAUGUUCACUGUCCUUGUGUGGCUUUUUAACUGCUUGUGUUAAUUUACCUGGAAGUUUCAUUUGCGCCUGUCCAAAAGGAUAUGUCGCAAAAGAUUUCUCGCCAUUUACAUCCAAUGUUGAUACAAUUUUUAACUUACUAACACCGAAAAAUCGUGUAUUAUUCUCGUCUUUACUACAUUUGGUGGACUCUGUAAAUGAAAAACCAAUGAAUCACGAGAAUCAAAAAAUUCUUCAUGAAGCCGUGGAAAUCAUUCGUUCAGACCUUAUGCUGCAGACAGAUGCUUGUGUUGAUUUGGACGAGUGUUUAUUAACACAAAAUUUACUAUGUCCUGAAACGACUCAAUGUCGAAACGGCGAAGGUUUUUACACCUGUCAAUGCCCAGACGGAUAUCGGUGGAAAAAAAAUAAUAAUGAAAGGAACACGGCUCAAGUUUCACACGAACAGUCCGUCGUCCAACCUGAUAUAUCGUUCAACAGUCAGCUACCAGCGUUACCACUCACUAGUUUUCUAUUAGGACGCAAACCAUUAAAACCAUCGGAAGCUCUUUCAAAUAUUUCUCGUUCUGUCUCCAUUUUCCAUAGACAGCAUCAACGGUCACUUGACGAAAAAGAUACAUCACUGGGUCGUACUUUAACGCGCACCAUGGCUGAACGUUAUCGCGUUUUACUUCACAACUUCACUCCCGUAUCAAUAAAUUAUAUAAUAGACACUUUGCAGCCUUCACAUAUUUCUCAUGCGGCGCAUGUUAAUUUAAUUCGAUCGCAGGCACUUAUUGUUCCACCUUUCUUACUGCUUUCAUUUAAUGAAAUGCAAAGUCUUCCUGAUUUACGUGGCAAUGCUAUAUGUGAAGAUAUUGACGAGUGCAAAGAAUUUCAAGCACAACGCUCAGCUCAACGAUCUCGUUGUACAAUGACGCAACCUUGUUGUAUCAAUACUCCAGGAAGUUUCAUUUGCGCACCUAAGAAACGUUAUAGGUUAAGAUGGUUAUGUCCUUCAUAACAAUUCGAUUACCAGCCUGCACUAUGGGAUUGUUAUGUUUUAUUAAAAAAGAACAGAAAACACAUUUGGUUUUUCACUCGUUAGCGUGUUUCCAUUUUUCAUUCUAUAUAACUCAAACAGUUUUACUUGUUUUAGCUAUUGAAUUAUUUGUUGUCCAAAAGUAAAACAGGAUUGUUUUUCAGUAUUAUUAACAAAAAAAAGACUUCAGUGGUUUUCUGUACCAUGUAUUUUUGUAGGGUACACGUUUUGAAAAGCAUUGAAUUACGAUGGAUUUUGCGUCUAAUUACAAAGGAUAGCUCAACAAGUAAGCUGUGUUGAGGGACCUUUAAAUUGGAGGAGUCUGUCCUCUAACCAAGCGGUACUUGGCCUAUGAAUGAGUUCAAUGCCACCAUUUUCCCCAUAACCAUGAAGUCCAAUCAUCUUAACGUAAAAUACUUUUGUUCACCAUUCAAAGAAUUUUUUUUUUAAUUUUCGUGUAUGUUGCAUUCGGGUAAACUGUCUUGAUUUUUCAUAAAGAGAAGUUUUCUUAGAUUUUUUAAAAAAGUUUAUUCAGAAACAUAGUUUUACGACACACCACUUAUUGCAGAAAAAAAGAAUGUCGUUGGAAAAACACUUACUCUGAUUCUAUGUCAAACAUCGCUUUGAAACGCGGUAACAGCUCAAAUCCAAGAAAAGAGAUAGAUGACUUUUAACAAUCAACAUAGAAAAGUGGACUAUGUAAAGAACUGCAAGGUCAUUUUGAAGAUGACUCAAGAAGUACUAUGAAAAUGAUUUUUGGUUUUAUCAAACAUCAGUACCAAUAACACACU